Molecule: messenger RNA, 873 nt
Organism: Salvia splendens (bonfire salvia)
Lineage: Eukaryota; Viridiplantae; Streptophyta; Magnoliopsida; Lamiales; Lamiaceae
Exons: 2
Coding region: 1-873 (290 amino acids)
Molecular function (GO): zinc ion binding; nucleic acid binding
Source: RefSeq, a predicted model, not a curated record
AUGAGUGUUGCUCCUCCAAUUCUGGAUGGGAGCAACUACCAGAUCUGGCAAAUAAGGAUGCAAGCCUUUUUGGAAGGGGCUGACUUGUGGGAGGCUGUGGAGGUUGACUACGAAGUACCUCCUUUGGGAGACAAUCCAACAGUAACCCAAAUCAAGGCUAACAAGGAACGUGUUAUCAGGAAAGCGAAGGCGAGAUCCAGUCUUUAUGCUGCUGUCACUCCCAUAAUAUUUAACAGAAUCAUGCAUCUAGAUUCUGCUAUGAGUAUUUGGGAGUUCUUGAAGAAGAAGUACGAAGGAAACAAAAGGAUCAAAGCCAUGAAGGCGAUGAAUCUGAAAAGGGAACUUGAAAGGGUGCAGAUGAAGGAUGGUGAAUCAAUUCAAGAGUUUGCAGAUAAGCUACUGGAAACAGCCAACAAAUUGGAUGUGUUAGCAACGAUAGCCUCUCUUGAGAACACCAAAGAGAUCUCGGAGAUAUUAUUUGCUGAAGUUGUGAGUGCUCUUCAAGCACAAGAGCAAAGGAAGAUGUUGAGGACAGGUGAAGCAACUAUUGAAGGUGUUAUGCGAGCCAAGGUGAAGCAUGGUAGUAACUGGAAGAAGAAGGCAGACACCAAAAUGUCCAACACUGAUGCUGCUGGAUCUCAAUCUGGAAAAGGUGGUAACGAAGCCUGCAAACAUUGUGGGAAGACCGGUCACCCGUUCUUCAAGUGUUGGAGGAGGCCAGAUGUUAAAUGCAGAAAAUGUGGAAAGAUGGGCCAUAUUGAGAGGAUAUGCAAGGGGAAUAACUCACCACAAGGAGAGGCACGGGCUGCUGCAGGAGAAGUGGAAAAAUUGUUUGUUGCUUCGUGUCAUGCCACUAGAACUACAAGUGAAUGA